Rhizophagus irregularis DAOM 181602=DAOM 197198 is the source of this 388-nucleotide messenger RNA. The record is from RefSeq and is a predicted model, not a curated record. Lineage: Eukaryota; Fungi; Glomeromycota; Glomeromycetes; Glomerales; Glomeraceae.
CGAAACCGUAAAUCGAAUGAAAUCUUUGUUCAAGCAAUCAUCUUUUUAACUUCACAUGUCAAACAUUUUAAUUGGUCUGGCGGUCUGGCCUAUCUGUAAUAUUAACAGUUUAGCAUCACCUGCACCGGCUGCACGAUAUACUGUACAUGUACUUUCUUAUACUGUACGACCUAUUUAUUGCAUCGAUAAAAUCUUAAUCUUUUUUGUCUCUAAUGACUUUCAUCACUUAUCAGUUUACCCAUUUAUCGUCUGUUUCGAAAACACUUGUUAAAUGUAUCUCAAUUUGUUGGUUUUUUUUAUUCUCUCAAUAUAAUUUUUACUAAUCAAAGAAUAUUUAUUUUUAUUUUCUUUAAAAUUGAAUCAAAAAUUUUGUUAUUUUUUUUUUUUU